Alternaria alternata is the source of this 2394-nucleotide messenger RNA. RefSeq lists its product as hypothetical. The record is from RefSeq and is a predicted model, not a curated record. NCBI's taxonomy places the organism in Eukaryota, Fungi, Ascomycota, Dothideomycetes, Pleosporales, Pleosporaceae. The transcript has 2 exons. Bases 250 to 2136 code for a protein of 628 amino acids.
CCAUCGGUACAGCAAGGCGUUAACAACCAGGAGAAGUGACUCUCGAAAGGCUUGCACCUACUUAUCAUGCCUUGCCAGGCUGAAUGUGGUGGUGGCUUAGCAUGACGCGCGAUUGGUGGGAAGGAGCCAAGAGCUUCAGCCUUCUGGUGGGUGGUGGGUAGUGUGUCAUCCGCGCGUCUCGUCUUCAGCCUGGUCGAUUUGCUGGUAAUGGCCUCCUACAAUCCAUCUCGUCCCUUCAAUAUACCAACAAUGUCGUCCCGUCAAGAGCAUCAAGAGUGUCGGCCAAGGAAACGGAUUCGAAGAUCUACAAACGAAUCCCCUGGUAACACUGCUCGCCCGCCGUCACACUACGAACCCCUAGACCCGACUCUCAAAGAGAUACGCGUUCUUGAUGUUGCGCCUGGCAUCGGCGACGCAAUCGUUGAAUGCACCAUGAGACGCAUCUCCCUCCGCCACAAAUUCGUGCCAAUAUACGAGACCAUCUCUUAUUGCUGGGGGGCACCUCGACCUCCAUCUACGAUAAAGCUCAAUGGGCAUCUGACAUCCGUACCAGCAAGCUCAGAAGCCGCAAUACGACGCAUGCGACUCAGCGGCAGACCGCGAACACUCUGGAUUGACGCCAUCUGUAUCGAUCAGUCGUCAGUGAUAGAACGUAGUGACCAAGUGGCUUUCAUGUCAACAGUCUAUUGUGGUGGCAUACGUAACCUCAUUUACCUUGGCGAAGAUGGAGGUAUGGCCAGAAGAGGUGUGAAGGCUGUUCAGGACGUUUUUACCGACAUGCGCACCGAAACUGCUAAUUUGACCCUGCUACACCAAACCAUAUAUGCCGAAGGCACGGGCGCUCGUUUGGUGUCGAAAGAAGGAUUCAGUAAGGGCGUCGAUUUCGAGGCUCUCGAGGUUCUCUUCAGCCUCGCUUGGUUCAGACGUCUAUGGGUAUUGCAAGAAAUCGUUCUCGCAACGUCUAAUACCUGCCAUUGGGGUUCUUUCGAGUUUGAUCUUCUCGAUACAGUAAGAGCUGCAAAGUGGCUCAACUAUAAGAGCCCGUUCAUUACUCAGGACCUGUACGAUUGUAUUGGUGCGAGGUGUGCCACUGAGAUGUUCGAAUUGCUCGAUCGCGAUAAUGGUCACUCAUCGAAUCAUAGGGCUCUGUCUACAAUGUUAAGCCGGGCCAAGCGUUUCGAGAAGACUGAAGCUGGUGAUAGCGUUUACGCCAUCCUGGGACUCAUCGAUCAAGACAAAACCCUAGGAGGUGAUGAGACGGCAUUGCUAGAGGUCAAUUACAUGAAGUCGCUUCGUGAUGUGUUGCGGGAUGCUACAAGGUAUGCAUUAUGUGAAGAUAACAAUCUGCAAGUUUUGCGCGAUAUCAAUCACCAGGUUGAGAUAUUAGCGGACUCUCAAACCUUUCCAACGUGGAGUGCUCGUGCAGACUUGCAGCACCUGCCUCAGGACGCGCAUUGGCUACCUAAUCAGUAUCGCGCCUACGAGGGUCUUGAAGCACCAUCCUUGCUCAGCGACGUAUCCUUUGAAAAGAACGUGCUGUUGCUACAAGGAAUAGUGGUUGAUCAAGUCGUUCAAACAACUGUCGUCUGUCAUAACAAUAUCUAUUACGAGGAUGAAGAAUAUCAUCAAUGGCUAGGAUCAGUUAAGGACAUGACUAUAGAUCAUCGUAACAUUACAAUGCAAGAGAACAUCGAUCUAGCCAUAGCUUCUACACUAGUAGCUGGCAAGGCGAAGACUGGGGAAGAAGCACAGCCGAAUGACUUGAAGGUUUUAGUGGAGUACAUCAAGAGCUUGGCUAUUCGCGAGGACGGCAUCGUUUCAGACGGUGUCAACAUCAGACCACCCGUUAACAUGGAAAAGAUGACAGCAACGUUGGAUACUGUGCAUGUGCACUGGUGUCAGGACCGUCGUUUCUUCGUUACCGCAGCUGGAUAUAUGGGUUUAGGGCCCCGUUGCAUGCAACCUGAAGACAUCGUCGUGGUCCUAAGGGGAGGUCUCUCGCCCUUCAUCUUGCGAAAGAAAGCCGAUUGUUAUUGGCUGAUUGGAGAGGCUUAUGUGCAUGGCAUAAUGUACGGCGAGGCGGUGGAGUUGGACAGAAGUCGAGGCGGAUCGGAGGUAGUGUUUCACGUGCGGUGAAGACGUCUUGGAGUGAGAUGGGAUGUGCAGAAAGAAUGUCAAAAACAUACAACAGCGGGGGUUCGCCAGUAGUUACCCACCAAACUACUAAUCCGCUGGUACAUUGUUUGUUUAUGGCUGAGCAGACAGGAAGCCUAACCCGCUCUCGUCUGAUCACCAUGAAUGUCCCCAAAUCUCCUGUUCUCGGUGAUUGACCUGGGAACACCCAGGCCCGUUUGUAGGUAUUGAGUCGCUAUGGCCGGAGAACACAGCCCCGCG